AUGGAGGCUUCAAAAAAUAAUCGUGGGUAUGCUAAGGGUAAAAUAACAAGAACUGAAAAAUAUUUGAAUGGAUUUAUUGAUUUGAAUUUUGACAUAAAUGAAUUAAAUAUUAGGGAAGAUUUGCUUAUAAAUAGCUUCAAUGAAUUUUGUGCUAUUCAGCAAUCAAUUGAGGAACAAAUGGAUGCGAUGCCCACACAAUAUAAACGAAAACUUGGUGGCAAGCCAAGGAGGCAAUGGCGACAAGAAGACCUAGAAGAAGCUCUAAGAUGUUUAACUUCUGGCAAAAUGGGAGUUAAUGAAGCUUCACGUGCAUAUGGAAAUUUCUCCCGUUCCAAUUCAUUCAACGUACUGAAAAAAAAAAGAAAAAAACAAGCCGCGCAACUCCUAAACCAAAAAAUAUUGAAGCAAAGCAAAAACCAGAAGUCACUUGAUGAAACUGAAAUUUCUGAAAAUUCCGAAAAUUCAGAUGAUGAACCAUUAGCAAAAGUAGCAAAGAAAAUUAAAACCACCGACAAGACCUCUUCAGAAUAUCUAAAAAAAUUGACAAUUACAAAGAAAUCUCGUCGUGAAUCUAAAUCGGAAAGAUGUGCUGAAUGUUUGGAAAACUAUUACGAAACCACAGAGACAGUGGAUUGGCUUGAGUGUAUAGCAUGCAAAAAAUGGUAUCAUGAGACCUGUUCCUUGUACGCCAAUAAAUGUAACCUUUGUGGGAGAGAAGAAAAAAGGGCUGAGAAGGCGAAGAAAGACCUAAAAAAACUAUUUUAG
Molecule: messenger RNA, 765 nt
Organism: Ceutorhynchus assimilis (cabbage seed weevil)
Lineage: Eukaryota; Metazoa; Arthropoda; Insecta; Coleoptera; Curculionidae
Source: the annotation of a GenBank genome assembly